This is a messenger RNA of Arvicola amphibius (Eurasian water vole), 1943 nucleotides long. It is a transcript of the gene Smim15, whose product is annotated as small integral membrane protein 15. The transcript has 3 exons. The record is from RefSeq and is a predicted model, not a curated record. Bases 249 to 473 code for a protein of 74 amino acids. NCBI's taxonomy places the organism in Eukaryota, Metazoa, Chordata, Mammalia, Rodentia, Cricetidae.
GCAAUGGCGCAGCCGGAAGCCCGCCCGCGACUUCCUCACCCCGCCCCGCCUGUGGGCGGGACCCGAGCGGAGCGGCUUCCGCCUUCUUCCUAGCUGCCUGGCGGAAUUCAAACCUUUCCAAAGUGUAUGAUCAAGCUAAAGAAGACAAUAACCAACGUCUGAAUUGUGACCCCGGCUCACUAUUAUUCCCAGGAAAAAUUAGAAGUCACUACUCCAGUGUAAGCCCCAGUUUCCUGCUUGUUACGAAGAUGCUUGAUAUAAAGGCUUGGGCUGAGUAUGUUGUGGAGUGGGCUGCAAAGGAUCCAUACGGCUUCCUCACCACAGUUAUCUUGGCCCUUACGCCACUGUUUCUAGCAAGUGCUGUACUGUCCUGGAAAUUGGCCAAGAUGAUUGAAGCCAGAGAGAAGGAACAAAAGAAGAAACAAAAACGUCAAGAAAACAUUGCAAAAGCUAAACGACUAAAAAAAGAUUAAAGGAGUGAACAGACUCUGUAACUAGAGAAAAAUCAUCUGGAAAAUUCUGCAGCUUUGGAAGGACUCACUAAGGUUCCAUCAAUUUCAUGAUAAUAUUAUUUAGUAAAUUAAAUCUGACUGUGUCAUUUUCUGACCUCAAUACUAUAGUAACUUUUAGGUUUGGAAACAGAAGUUUGUUGGAACCCACUGACAAGUAUUUAAGUUAGCAUUUAUCAUACAGGUGGAGCAUAUGUAAUGUGAAAAUUCAAAACUCAAAGCACCGUAAAAUCUAACACCUGUGUUCAGAAGUGAUGCCAAGAGUGGAAAAUUCGACACCCUAUUUUAUGAUGGGUUGUAGUCAAAAUACAGGUGUGCUCAAAAUACAUAAAAUUAUCGUCAAGCCAUGAGAAAUAUAAAUUAAUGUAUUUAGAUUUGGAUCCCAUCCUCAAGGUAUGAAAUCCUCCAAAAUACGAAAAAUAAAACUAAAACAUUACUGGUCCCAAGCAUUUUUGUCUGCUUAACCUGUAGUAAAAAUUUAUACUAACAUUAAGUUAGUUGCCCUUUUGGAGCUUAAUGUACUCAGCUAAAAAACACCAUGUAGAGAAAAAUGGUUUUAAACUAUGAAUCCUAUGUAAAUGGUAGUUUAAAAUGGGGUUCAUCUCUGGGCAGAGGAUAUUAGGAAUAUAAAAGGAUUAUCUUCUAAGGUGAAAAAGUUUACUUUGGCUUAAAAGAGAUAAAGUAUAUUAAUCACUAUUUUAAAAUUGCUUAUUUUUUGGAAUGGAAGCAUUACUGAUUUUUUUCAAAAGAAAAUUUUAUUAAUGAAAAUGGCUAUUUGCAUUCUUACAUAGACUUUAACACAGUUGGCAAUUAUCAAGACUUUUUUUUUUCCAGUUUAAAACCUCAUUUUAUAUAGAGUUUUUAUUGUCUUGACCAUGGAUAGAAUCUUGGUACUUCAAACACUGCCCUUUUCUUAAGUGAAUUGCUAAGAAGAGUAACAUGACUUAAAGCCAGCAGUGGAAAUGCCAUGUGCUUCUGAGACCUUGGGUUCCGCUCAUCGCACACUCACUAGAACUCUGAAAUAUGUCACCAGAUAAUUGGCUGAUGACAUAGACAGUACUUUUGUUUAUGUUCUGUUUGUAACUAAUACCGUAGUGAUGUCCUGUUACUUUUUACUCAUACAGGUUCAACGUGAAAACUAAAAUUUCAAGUGUAUGAAGUCAUACUUUAAGCCAAUAAAAGCUUAGAUUUGGAGAAGUUUUCAUGGGUGUAGCAGUGAUGAAGGGACUGCAGGAAAGUGGCUAAAGGAUGAAGCCAGGGACUAAACACAGCUUUGUUAAAUGCAUGGUCCAGUAACUUUAAUUACCGCAGUAUUUAACUGCUUAAAUGUUUUCUGUACCUCUGAUAAUGAAUUUUAGGUUACAGUAAUUGUCAAAUAGUCUUACUAAAAAUGAAACUAAAUGUUGAAAUAAAUUUGAUACAUUUUUAUAAAGA